CUCUGGAAAGUUGAACAGAAACGACGCCGUCUCGGUGGCAACGGGUUUCAAAAACGCGUUGGACGGCGGUUAGGUCUAGAAUCGCAGAAAGUCAAAAUAAACGAGGCAGUGAGAAAAGGACUGGUGACUCUUCACGAUCAUUGACCCCGUCGGCUAAAAUGCGCUGGUGAGUUACGGGUUGUGACUCGUGAGUCGUGACGUGCCCUUCCUUUAUUACAAGGCCAACCAAUGAGACACGUACUUAAGAUUUUUCAUCCCACAAGCUCUCAACCCGCUUAAGCAAACACAUCCUCAACGUUGUCUGAUAUUCUUCGUCCUUGUUUUGCUAUCUGGGUUCUGUCUCUUUUCGUUUUCUGUGCCACAUUUGAAGCUAACGGUCGAGACUUUGGGGUAGAGAUGGUUCUGAUGAAGGAGUUUCGUAUUGUGAUGCCCAUGUCUCUAGAAGAGUAUCAAGUUGCUCAGGCAUACAUGGUCACAAAGAUGCAGCAACAGAACACGAAUAGUACGGAAGGGGUGGAAAUUUUAGAGAAUAAAUCCUUUGAAGAUGAUGUCUUUGGAAAGGGUCAAUACACUUCUAAGGUUUAUCGUCUACAAAGCAAAGCUCCUACUUGGCUUACAACUUUUGCACCAGCAGAUGCACUCAUCAUGCAAGAGGAAGCCUGGAACGCAUACCCAAGAUGCAAAACAGUAAUCAAGUGCCCAUACUUCACCAAAUUUCAGUUGACCAUUGAAACUGUUCAUAGGGCUGAUAAUGGUCAGUCCGAAAAUGUACAUGGUUUAAGCAAAGAAAUAUUAGCAGCCAGGGAUGUGGAAAUUGUUGAUAUAGCUUCAUCUGCAAGGGAUUACUGGAGUUACGUGGUUGGUAGUAACAAUACAGACUUCUCUAAUUUUAAAUCAGAGAAGACUGGCCGUGGUCCACUUUUAGAGGGAUGGCAGGAUACGUCAAGUCCAGUUAUGACAGCCUACAAGUUGGUCACCAUAGAUGCGCCAUAUUGGGGAUUUGGCUAUAAACUUGAACAAGCUUUGCUAUUGGGUGAAAGGGCUCUUUUCCUUGAAAGUCACCGCAAUUGUUUUGCUUGGAUAGAUGAAUGGUUUGGAAUGACUAUGCAACAGCUACGUGAACUUGAUCAACAAAGCGACUCAUUAGCUGAGCUGCAGAAACAUGGGAGGCCAACUUUGUUGGUGAAGAGCAUGGACGAUUUUGGCCAGAGAUUAUCACCCGAAAGUGAAGACAUUUAUCUUGGCCAGAGGUCUCAACUCUCGACUCAACUAUCAACUUAAAUCCAACACCUCAGUGGGUAUUUCAUUCAGAGGAGAGCAAGUUCUCUACGCUUGUGCCAAGUCACAUCGCAGCCAUCAGACAACAGUGGAGUGCACCUAUUUAUGUUAGAGUGCACCAGGCAUAUCAGAUAUUUGUAGUUGACAUGCUAGGGGUGAAAAGACGUUUCUGGCAGCAUAAACUUGGCAAGGAGUGUAGUAUAACUAACAUGUAAAUGACCAGAAAUUUUUAUCAAAGAAAUACCCAGAAAUUUUUCUGCUUGUGUACAGUCCUUUUUCUUUCA
This is a messenger RNA of Rosa chinensis, 1562 nucleotides long. Its product is annotated as phosphatidylinositol transfer protein 1. Bases 397 to 1281 code for a protein of 294 amino acids. Gene Ontology annotation, biological process: phospholipid transport. The transcript is spliced from 10 exons. The record is from RefSeq and is a predicted model, not a curated record. Lineage: Eukaryota; Viridiplantae; Streptophyta; Magnoliopsida; Rosales; Rosaceae.